AUGACAGCUAGACAGAAGAUAGUCAGAAAUUCAGAGCCACAAAAGAGCGCGGCGGGCGCAAGGUGGGGGAGGGCGUUUUCCGCCCUUGGGAAGCAUCUGGCUCGGGCGGGGCGGCUUGCUGCGGCUGCUGCAAACUACCCUUUUGACAGGAUCGCUGAGGUGAUGGACGCGUGCGGGAAAAAACAGGCUGCAAAAGACAUAUACCAGAGCCUGCUUGCGGAAGAGAGCGUGCUGGAAAGCGCUCUUGACGUGGAGUAUUCCACAAGCACAGACAGCUUUCUGCGGCAGCACGGCAAGGAGGCUUUUCGCAGCAAACCCCAAGAAAGAAGCGGGCUUUUCGGCGCCGAAAAGUACCGCGGCACGCUUUCUCUAAUACAGCAGGUGAAGCAGGUGGUUGAGAGCACGGGGCUGAUGGCGGACCUUGCAUAUCUUGCGGUUUUGCUCAUGUUCCACCUGAAGAAGAAAGGGCAUGCCAUCACAAAAGAGGCCACAAAGGCCGAGGAGGUUUUCCACAGCACAGAGCCCGCAGAGAAAGAGUGCCGGGCAGACAUGACCCGCUACGACCUCGAGUAUGCGGUAGAAAGGUCGUUUGAGCUGUCGGAAAGCGCGGCGCGCGCUGUGGAGGAGCAUCCUCUGCUAAGGGCGGCAUACAGCGCCCUGUGCAAGUGCAUUCUAGGCGUGCUGCUCAUGAAGAGCAAAGACGGCACAAAGAAAAAAAAGACGCUUGCGUUCUGCUCCGCAGUGUUCAAGUGCGUUAGAAAUGCGCUGGAGAAAAGCAUUUUGCUGGAGCAGAAGCAGGCUCUUCACGAGCCCAAGGCCGAAAACGCGCACGCAAACAGCAGAGGGCAGCUUAUGUGCGCGCCGCGCCUCCGAGAAGGCCCAGAGGCGCACGACCUUGGCGCUUCUGCGUGCUCUGUGCAGGAAAGAGAAAAGGAGAGGCAGACAGAAAUGGCCUUCCAUGCAGUUUUGUCCAUGGAGACUCUGAUGUCAAACACGCUUUUCCUGCAGCAAAGAAAGAAAAGCAUCCAGGCAGGAAGCAUUGUAGAAAAAAGCCCGGGCGAGCACCACUCGCCAGAAGACAUAGAAAGAGUCUGCAAAAACAUGAAGCACGUUGCAGAGGCGGGGGUUCCUACGCCGGUCAUCCAGUGCAGCUACAUGAGUCUGGGCAGCCUGUAA
Molecule: messenger RNA, 1176 nt
Organism: Nematocida major
Lineage: Eukaryota; Fungi; Microsporidia
Exons: 1
Coding region: 1-1176 (391 amino acids)
Source: RefSeq, a predicted model, not a curated record